AUGUGGCUGGAAGACUACCGGCUUGCAUGCCAGGCCGGAGGGGCAAGCGACGACCGCUUCGUCAUCCAGUACCUCCCUAUAUGCCUGGGAGAGAACGUCCAUGCCUGGCUGGACUUCUUGCCCGCCGACUCCAUCGGCAGCUGGGCAGACCUUCAAAGAGACUUCAUCGGCAACUUUCAAGGCACGUACGUACGUCCUGGCAACUCUUGGGUUCUCAAGAACUGCAAGCAGGAGCCCGGUGAGUCUCUGUGCGACUACAUCCGGUGCUUCUCCAAGCAGUGCAACUCACUGCCAGGCGUCGUCGACGCCAACACCAUCGGCGCAUUCCUUAGCGGGACGCACUGCAAGACCCUGGUCCACAAACUAGGGUGCCAGAAGAUGCGCACUACGCACGAGCUCCUGGAGAUCGCCACCAGCCACGCCUCCGGCGGGGAGGCGGUUGGGGCCGUCUUCGAGCACGACCAGCACGUGGUGAAAGAAAAGCGACGUGACCGCGACAGGCCUUCCUCGAGCCUCGAGGACAACAAGAGCAAGAAGAAUCGUCGACCCCCCGCUAUCGGCGAGGUCGCGGCAGCGGAAUGCCAAGAUAAGCGCCUGCCGAGAAACGACCACUUCAGCCAACUCCUGGAAAAGCCUUGCACCAACCAUGGCUAUCCGGUGAACCACAAGUUCAGGGACUGCGAUAUGAUGAAGCACCUCCUCCGACGGAUAGCCAAGACCAACAGUGACAGCUGCGACAAGAGGCCCGACGCCGACCAGGACAGAGGGAAGCCGGCGGAUGGAGAGUUCCCGGAUGUGGAUCGGUGCUUGGUGAUCAUCGGCGACCUGGAGGACGAGUGCUCUAGACGACUACAGAAGGUUCGGCUCCGCGAGGUAUGUGCUGCUGCAGGUUCCAUUCCUAGAAAGCUGAAGUGGGCGUCCACACCCAUUAUUUUCGAUCAGGAUGACCACCCGGCAAACGUCCCUCGACCCAGGAGCUAUCCCCUCGUCAUUGACCCCGUCGUUAGCAACAUGCGCCUGUCCAAGGUACUGAUGGACGGAGGCAGCAGCCUCAAUAUCCUCUACGUCGACACCUUGGAAGCCAUGGGAAUCCCGCGAGGCUGCUUGCGGGAAUCCCUCUUCCCCUUCUAUAGCAUCCUGCCAGGCAUGAUGGCGUACCCAGUCGGCAACAUCGACUUGCCGGUUACGCUAGGCAGCAAAGCCAACUUCCGCACCGAAACCCUCACGUUUGAGGUGGUGGACUGGAAGGGGGUGUACCAUGCCAUUCUCGGGCGCCCCGCCUACGCCAAGUUCAUGGCGGCCUACGUGAGCAGCCGCGAGUACUAUGACCUCGCCACCACCGCGGCAAACUCAGCUGAGCUCGGUCAGCUUCGCGCCGCCACCGCCGAGUGCUGCCCUGACCCUGGCAGGCCUAGCCAGGCACCGGCCUUCGUCUCAACCGACAAGACCAAGACGGUCAUGGUCGACGACGCUGAUCCAACCAAGACGGUGCGGAUCAGCUCUCAGCUGCCGGCCAAAUAG
Messenger RNA from Panicum virgatum (switchgrass), 1521 nucleotides. RefSeq lists its product as uncharacterized. The record is from RefSeq and is a predicted model, not a curated record. Lineage: Eukaryota; Viridiplantae; Streptophyta; Magnoliopsida; Poales; Poaceae. The transcript has 2 exons. Bases 1 to 1521 code for a protein of 506 amino acids.